Camelina sativa (false flax) is the source of this 963-nucleotide messenger RNA. The record is from RefSeq and is a predicted model, not a curated record. Lineage: Eukaryota; Viridiplantae; Streptophyta; Magnoliopsida; Brassicales; Brassicaceae.
UUUCUAUUGUCAACGCCCAGAUUCAACUGUUUCAUCCUUACACGCGUCUGAGUCUCCUCCACAACAGCUUCGUCUAAUUUAGCUCCGGUGAUCUAGCUUCAAUUAGAUCUCACCCACACCUGCAUGAAGUGAAUUCACGAGUUUGAUGAUCAAAGUUUCUAUUUUUCUUUGUGGGUUGAUUUCAAAAUUCAAGAUUUGUCAAUGAUGCAGCAGCAGCAAGAUCGAAUUGGUGAUGAAGUAGAUGAGACAGAUCUUGAGUCUUUAACAAGUGGCGUUCCUCGUAGAGACGCUCAUAAUAGGUUUAGGUCUCAUCAUCAAUUCUCAGGAAUGGUGAGACAAAGAGCUUACAUAUUUGAUGGUGAUGGUAAAUACUAUAACAAAGAAUGGGAUCUUGCUGAAGGAACAGGGAAAGAGUUUUGUUGGUACCAUGUUGAGUUACCUAAAGGGAAUCAGAAACUUUCUCAAUCAGCUCAGCAUCUUAUUGAUGCUUUGUGUCCACCAUUGAAGCUUCAAGACAUUCUUUCUCUUGUUAGUAAUGGACCCUUUUGUGGGCAUGUUGAUGGAGCACUUGUUUUUAGAGUUAACUCUCCUGGUCCUGCUUCUAGUAGCUUCACGUUCAAGAUUGCUGCUAGGAUUACUGAGAAUUCUGUGAUUACUGUGUCUUUAGGACGAGUUCCUAGGUUAGGAUUCUCGCCUAUGGGUCAGUCGCUUCUCUCGGAAGUUCCUAGUGUGGAUUCUCCUUCGUAUUACCGUGGUGAGCGGAAGGAAAGAAGUGGGAUUGUGAUUGAGGAGCAUGUUCUUGAAUUCUUGCUGACUAUGAACCACUCUGAGGAAGCUGAUAACCCUGUGCCAACUUCUGUCUCGAAUCUUGUUGUGCAUAUUAUUGACACACAUGUUGAUCAGCUGCAAGAUGUUGUUACUAAACUUGAGAUCGAGUUGGAUGCANAGCUUCGUCUAAUUUAG